Messenger RNA from Austrofundulus limnaeus, 2441 nucleotides. Its product is annotated as F-box/LRR-repeat protein 14. Gene Ontology annotation, cellular component: cytoplasm. Gene Ontology annotation, molecular function: protein binding. The transcript has a single exon. Bases 618 to 1829 code for a protein of 403 amino acids. Lineage: Eukaryota; Metazoa; Chordata; Actinopteri; Cyprinodontiformes; Rivulidae. The record is from RefSeq and is a predicted model, not a curated record.
CCCAGAAUUUAAUAAAUAAAUAUAAAACUUCCACUAGGAGGAGCCGCUCGGAGCUGARUUCGCUUUGCUACACACAGUCGGCGUUUUCGCUUUUGGAAACCGGGAAACUCCGACGCUUCAUGAAGCURUAAAAUAUAAAGAAAUGGUUAAAAUAGCCUUGCGGAUAUGAAUAUGGGACGUUCUAGAUACGCUUGAGAUGAUCAGGCGUGAAAAACGUACGUUGUUCUGGACGAGGAGGUUCGUCGGAUUUGAAGCUCUUAACUUUUGACAGCGAGCUAACGCUAAGCUAAGCUAAGGCUAGCCGGAUAAAUGCUAACGCUAAGCUAAGGCUAGCCGGAUAAAUUAAAUAUUACCUUUUUGAAGAGUUACUCGUGUGGCGACCAAAGAGCUGACAUUAUUUUUGUUAUUUUGUGUUUAAUGUAAUAGUGUGCCUUGCCGCAAUGAGGAGGUAAAUGUAUUUUUGCUACGUUUACACCCCCCGGCUAAUUUGCUACGGCUAGCUUGCUCGUAUGCUAGUUAACGUUACCGGGUCAGACGGCAACUUCAGUAGCAGAGUUUCGGGGAGCUAGAGACUCUGCCGUCGCUCCUCUGCUGCCAAAAGAAGCCACUCCGCCAUCAUGUUUCAAAUGGAAACGCACGUAUCGUGCCUUUUCCCUGAAAUCCUGGCCAUCAUUUUCAGCUACUUGGACGUUAAAGACAAAGGAAGAGURGCCCAAGUGUGCGCGGCCUGGAGGGACGCGUCCUACCACAAAUCGGUGUGGAGGGGGGUUGAAGCCAAGCUCCAUCUGCGGCGAGCCAACCCGUCUCUGUUCCCCAGUCUGCAAACCAGAGGGAUCAAAAAAGUCCAGAUACUCAGCCUGAGACGAAGUCUGAGCUACGUGAUCCAAGGGAUGCCGCACAUUGAAAGCCUGAACCUGUGCGGCUGCUUCAACCUCACCGACAAUGGACUGGGACAUGCCUUUGUGCAGGACAUCCCGUCCCUGCGGGUCCUCAACCUCAGCCUGUGCAAGCAGAUCACGGACUCCAGCCUGGGCCGGAUCGCCCAGUACCUGAAGAACCUGGAGGUGCUCGAGCUCGGCGGGUGCAGCAACAUCACGAACACGGGCCUGUUGCUGGUGGCGUGGGGCUUGCACCGACUCAGGAGCCUCAACCUGCGCAGCUGCAGGCACGUGUCGGACGUGGGCAUCGGUCACCUGUCCGGGAUGACCCGCAGCGCCGCGGAGGGCUGCCUGUCUCUGGAGAAACUGACCCUGCAGGACUGCCAGAAGCUGACAGACCUCUCCCUCAAGCACGUGUCGAAGGGCCUGGGCAAGCUCAAAGUGCUCAACCUCAGCUUCUGUGGGGGGAUUUCAGAUGCAGGGAUGAUCCACYUGUCACAGAUGAGCCAGCUGUGCAGCCUGAACCUGCGCUCCUGUGACAACAUCAGUGACACGGGGAUAAUGCACCUGGCUAUGGGCUCCCUCCGCCUGUCUGGACUUGACGUGUCCUUCUGUGACAAGAUAGGAGACCAGAGCCUGGCUUACAUCGCCCAGGGGCUGUAUCAGCUCAAAUCUCUGUCUCUGUGCUCCUGUCACAUCAGCGACGAUGGCAUCAACAGGAUGGUGCGCCAGAUGCACGAGCUCAAGACUCUGAACAUCGGACAGUGUGUUCGAAUCACRGACAAAGGCUUGGAGUUGAUCGCUGACCACUUGACCCAGCUGACGGGGAUCGACCUGUACGGCUGCACUAAGAUCACAAAGAGGGGUCUGGAGAGGAUAACGCAGCUCCCGUGCCUUAAAGUUUUAAACCUCGGACUCUGGCAAAUGACUGAGAGUGAAAAAGUGAGGUGACAGUUUCUCACCAACACACCUCAUUGUGUAUAGCUCUCUGUUGUGUAUUAUGAAGGACUGCCUGUGUCCGUUUUUAGUUUUAGCAUCCGUACAGGAACUAAAACCAAGGAGGGACACACUCUGCAGCAAUACUUCACUUUUAAUCUGUAUUUCAGUCUCGUUAAAUCCCAGCUACCUCACUCAUUGUUCAGAGUGCCUACUUUUGUUGAAUACUGUAUUAAACUGUAUAUUUUUGUGACCCGUACCAGUAUAGAUAUGUGUUUACAUUCAGAACACAAAGGCAGAAGUUUGUUUAGAAGUUUAGAUUCUUUUCGUUUUGUGUUGAACGACUGUUGCUGACAAAAUUGUACUUCAAAUUGAAGUGAGUCACCCCCGUCUGUGUUUACACGUGUACAGAUUUUAAGAAAACAUCUUAAGUGAUUAAUAUAUCAGGUUCAUCAACACAGCUACAGUACCAAUAUGCAAUACCGAAAAUUGAUCAGGAUUUUUUUCUCUUCUGAGGAGCUUUCAUUGAUAUUUGCAGGACGUUUUUGUACAAGAAAGCAGUAAUUUAAGAUGUUUUAUAUUCAUACAAUAGUGAUAUUUAUGAAUAAAGAUUAUAAAUGUUUCAAA